This is a messenger RNA of Dromiciops gliroides (monito del monte), 1752 nucleotides long. Its product is annotated as cytochrome c oxidase assembly protein COX18, mitochondrial. The record is from RefSeq and is a predicted model, not a curated record. The transcript is spliced from 6 exons. Lineage: Eukaryota; Metazoa; Chordata; Mammalia; Microbiotheria; Microbiotheriidae. Gene Ontology annotation, cellular component: mitochondrial inner membrane. Gene Ontology annotation, molecular function: membrane insertase activity. The coding region runs from base 99 to 1112 and encodes 337 amino acids. Gene Ontology annotation, biological process: protein insertion into mitochondrial inner membrane from matrix; mitochondrial respiratory chain complex IV assembly.
CGCGGUGGCCCAGGAUUCAUUGUUUGCUCUGUACCCCGGAUGAAGUAGGAAGGACUCCUUCGGCUCGUGGGGGCAUACUGUUCUGUUUGCUGGCCAAAAUGCUGUGUAGUGCCCGGCAGCAGCUGCAGAGGCGGCUCUUGCCCGCCCUCCUGGGGAGCAGGGGCUGUCCGCCAGGGAGAGGCCAGCUGCUAGGUAGCCCGGAGUCCUUCCUGCGUGUGGCCGCCUGUGCCCAUGGCACCGCCGGAGGGACAGCAGAGGUCGGGGGCUGGCACGACACCCUGGCCGACUCAGUUCCUGCACACUGGGCGGAGACGAUACUGUUGGGAGUGCAGAGUGCCACCGGGCUGCCGUGGUGGGCCACCAUUAUCGUCACCACCGCGGCCUUGAGGAGCGUCGUCACGCUGCCCCUGGCCACCUACCAGCACUACAUCCUGGCCAAGGUGGAAAAUUUGCAGCCAGAAAUAAAAAUAAUUGCCAAGAAUCUUAAUUAUGACAUUGCAGUUCGAGCAAAACACUUGGGAUGGUCAAAAAGACUAACUAGGCUCACUUACCUGAACAACAUGAGGAGGAUUCUUUCAGAGCUGUAUGUUCGGGACAAUUGUCACCCAUUCAAAGCCACUCUUCUGGUGUGGAUUCAGAUACCGGUGUGGGUCUUUAUGUCUAUUGCCCUACGGAACUUCAGUCUAGGAACAGCAGAUUCUGAAGGAGACAUUUCUGUUCAGGAACAAUUUUCAAAGGGCGGAGUCCUCUGGUUUCCUAAUCUCACCGUGACUGACUCUACAUGGAUUCUACCCAUCUCACUUGGACUCCUCAAUUUGAUGAUAGUGGAGAUUUUUUCAUCACAAAAACUUGCAAUGUCCCGCCUUCAGAAGUAUGUCACCAAUUUUAUUCGUGGCAUAUCUGUGUUGAUGAUUCCCAUUGCUGCAACUGUGCCCUCAUCAGUGGCGCUGUACUGGUUCUCCUCCAGCUUCUUAGGCUUCGCACAGAACCUGCUGCUGCGCUCCCCGGUAGUUCGCCAGUUCUGCCGCAUCCCUCAGACACAAUCACAUUCAGACACUCCUUAUAAGGACCUCUUUGCUGCCUUUUAUGCCAAGUUCUUUUUGAGAAAGUGAUCUCUUCCUCACUGACUCGGGAGAUUAAGAGCUUGGUGGAUGUUCUUUGUGUGACGUACAAGGCAGUGAGCUGGGGUUUGAAGUGCUAUUGUGAUGUAUGCCUCUUGUGUUUUAGACAAGUGAAGAUCUGGUCAGUUAUGCUUUGUGGGUUGGAUCAUGGGAAGAAAAUUUGUUUUAUAUCUGGAGGAUGAGUGGGUGGAAUUUGCGAAAUAAUCCUGAAUUGCAAAAGGGAAGGAUCAAUAAGUCCCACCAAUCUAAAGCAGAGACAUUACUUCUCUGAAAGAAAAGCAUUUAUUGAAAUAGUAAAUGAUCCUGUGGCAGAGAGAGCUACUGCAUGUUAGGCUGAAUAAGAGAUGUCCAAACUAAGAAAACCAACCUCGUGGAACCGUACCUCUCAAAUCCUCCCUGAAGUGAUUCCGUUGGUGUUACUGCAUUUGCUCUUCAGUAAACAGUGAUGGUGACACGACAGUGUGAUGCUAGGUUGGGCUCUGAGAUCAUCGGAGAGCUCUGUGGUGAGGCAGCGGCGCUUCUGAUCAACCAGUGGCUGAAGCUUUUGUUUCCUGAGGAGGAUUUGUAUGAUGUCCUUGGGAAAUGUCAAGUGUGUAUGACAUCUAAAUAAAUGCAGUGUGUGAAUACUGGG